CGUUUCGUGUUUGACGUGUGUGCUGUCAAAAGUUCAAAACGCUCGCGACACGCGUACCGAUUUCGUAACGUUCUGUGCUAGUGAAUUUUAAUAUUUACCUUUAUUUAUUAAUUAAAACAGACUUGUAAUGGAUAUAAACGAUCGAAAAGUAAAUUCGCGUACGCAUUCGAUCACAAUGAAUCGUGAUUCCAAGUUUAUUUUGCGAAAAAUCAUAAUGGAUUUUGCGAUUCUGUUUUGCAUUGGCUUCCUCAUACUGUCGUUCUACCUGUGGGGCACCCCAUACAAGCGGGGCUUCUUCUGCGACGACGAGUCCCUCAAACAUCCCUACCGGGAGUCCUCCGUGACCAACCUUAUGCUGUAUAUCGUUGGCCUAUGCCUUCCAGUUGUUACGAUGUGCCUUACGGAAUGGAUCCACCUCCGAGACCACAAGAGUGGUCGUCCACGGGAACUAAUGGGUAGAGAAAUACCCACCUGGGUAUGGGAGGCCUACAGAGUGGUAGGCGUGUUCCUGUUCGGCUGCGCCUGCCAGCAGCUCACCACUGACAUCGCCAAGUACACCAUCGGAAGGCUGCGGCCGCACUUCUUUGAUAUCUGCCGACCGAACAUAAAUUGCACCGCGCCCGAGAACAAAUGGCGGUACAUCGUGGACUUCGAGUGUCUUCGCACAGACGAGCCUAAACUCAUCAAGGAGAUGCGGCUCUCGUUCCCUAGCGGGCAUUCUUCCUUCUCAGCGUAUACUAUGCUGUAUUUCUCGUUCUACCUCCACAAACGCUUCACCUGGCGCGGCUCCAAGCUGCUCCGGCACGCGAUCCAAUUUUUGCUGAUCAUGCUAGCAUGGUACACCGUCAUGACACGAGUAUCUGACUACAAACACCACUGGAGCGACGUGCUGGCCGGCUUCAGCAUCGGUCUGCUGGUCGCUAUAGUCGUGUUCACAUUCGUCUCGAACCUCCGCAAAACGCCACGCAACCGGCAACCCGUCAGCCACCACGACUCCGAGCUCCAGACCAACGGCAACACCCGCUCGGCCUCCAGCUGGCGCGUGUGACAGUCCGACGACGAGUGACCGCAGCAGGUCAUCUCCCACGAGUAUUGAACCGCAAGUGUAGCUUAAUUGAACUCUCAGGUUUAUUACAGCGCCAUUUGUGUUGGGUACUUCGAACUACGGUAACUAUAAUUGUUUGUUUACAAAUAAAACGGCAAAACCCACUCGAUUUCAAGCUAAUAAGUUUGACAGUCAGGUCAUUGGCGUUAAAAUAAAAGAAAUCUUACGAGUAUUGAACCACCGAUAAUGUAUAUUCUUCGAAGUUAGAAAAAGGCAGCUAUUGAUAUUAACGCCAUCUGUGUUCGAUACUCGGAACUACGAUACAACUUACUUAGUCAACUGAUAGAAAACAGAACUGUUAUGAAUAUAGAUUUCAAUAUUUGAUUUUAGAUUCUAUUGUACUGCGAGGUAGCUAAAUGUUUGUCUAUGGCUUAAUGCAAAUGCAUCCUAGAUUCAGUCUUUAAUAUAUCGAUAGAUGGCAGUGCUAAAAUAUCAUACGGAGGACUACAGUAAAUAUUAUUUAAAUAGAGAGUAGAUAGUACUACAAUAGUAAAAAAUAUAUUCAAAAACCUAUAAGAGUUAAUAAGUUAGUUACUUAGUUAUAACCUAUUCUAUUCAGAGUCGGUUUUUUGAACUUUUUGAAUUCAUCGCCUAGAGUUAUUUACGUCACGUAGGAUCUUUCUAAAACUUAGUUUAUCUUCAACAUAAUGUCAUCUUCAUUAGUUUUCAUAAAGGUCUUAGUGCCCUUUUGCCUUUUCGAAUAAAAAUGAUUAUUUUAAGGAACGAGUAAAAAAAUAUUAGUCAAGUAAAUUUAUCGAUUUAAUUAUAAAGAAAGUGUAUAGAAAACAUUGGUAUAGGUGUUUUAGAAAAAAAAGUACAAUUAUAAAUGUUAUUUUAAAAUAUAACUUGACUUCAUUCAGUUUUAAGGUGAUUUCUGAAGUUGGAUUGAUUUUCAGCCUUAAAAAUCGCCUUAUAAUUAUUUAAGAAUAUUAUACUACUUAAAGUUUUUCGUGCAAUGUGUUAUUUAUAUAUUUAUACACUAUUUAUUCUUAUACAAGCUUUCGUUUAGAGUUUGUAUAAAUAAUUAAAAGUACAAUUUAUUAGUUCUAAUUUUAGCGUAGCCUGUAAAUAAUUUGUUUUAAGGCAUUCUAUUUUAAUGCAUUUAUUUGUUUAAAAAAUAAAACAUGCACAGGCUCAUUUAUUUACUUUACCAUAGAUAAAUAAAUUAUAACAGACGCAUGAAGUGAAGCAACACGUUUAAGGAGUGUUGUACUUAAUCUAAUUAGAUGGCGCUGCACAGAAUUUUACAAUUGACUGACAAGAUUUUCAAGAAGUUUCCAAUGCAACACAUUCACUGCUAUCGCUACUUGCUACACGCGUAUUCGAUAACACGGUUUAUCCUGUUUGUAACGAAGAGCCCCUGAGAACAGAGAACAGUUAAUUUGUUAAACACAAAACUCAAAUGGCAAUGCAGCGCCAUCUAGUUUCGAAAACCAUUACAUGCGUCUACUGUAGUUAUUUGCUUACGAAUAUUAUAAUUGUAGAAUAAGAUACCUCUGGUCUAGAAGACUCGAGGCAUGUAUUUGAUACUGUGAUAUAGUAAUGUAAAAAUAUUGCAGACUGGUGAGCAGUGUACGCGAUAAUGUGGGAAAAAUAGUAACUGUGUGUUUUAUUGUAUUGUAAAGUUUUUUCACUAUUAUUUACGAUGAGAAAACACACUUUUUUAUUUGUAUACUGAAUUCUUCUGAUUUUUCAUAUCGUCUUAAUUUAUUAUCUAUAUUUUCAGACUUUAUUUAUUUUCAGCUUCACUCGCCAAGCUUUUUUUACGUAAACUAUUAGUCUUAAUAUCGGUAUCAGGAGUUUUCCAUAUUUUUGUUGGUACCACUUACAUAGUUCUCAGUAUAAUAAUAGUUGUGAAAAAGCUUAUUGAUUCCCACCCAUAUUAUAAACGUAAUGGUUAUAUAAUGCAAGUCUAUUUCGUACUAGUUUAGUUAGAAAGAGACAAAACUAAGCAUUUUAGAUGUAAAUUAGUUCAAAAUUGUGACUUUUGUAACGGUGGACGUAAAAACGCCAUUGUGGCCUUAAACAUAAUAAAAAUUAAAAUAUAUAUUUGGAUGAGUUCCGCUUUGUACAUACUUGUUAGUUAAGUUUUGUUAAUUUUAUUUUACAUUAAGAUGAAUUAUUUAUGUAGGUGUUAAAUAAUUUAAAUAUAGUGGUCGUUGAAAUUUGUUGGUCAUUUUAAUUGACCGAAGUUUUAUCAUCUGGAUUUCAGAUUCAUUCAUUUCAUUUAGUAUAAAGGCUCAUUAUCAAAGUAAAUUUUGCAGUCAACUAAAUUUACUGCUAUCUGUCGACAAAGGACUAAAACUCUUAGAAUGACAUAUGGCUAUUAUCAAACGGUGUCGCCAUCUAGUCGAGUAUAGGCCAAAGGUAUAUGGCCAUUUGGCCAUCUAUUCGAGCAUAAAUUUUUCUUGAUUUUUCGAGGCACGUUUUUUUCAUACUUUAUUUCUCUUAUACGGAGUUAUAUAUCUUUGGUCGAUGAGAAAGAAAUCAAAGAGUAGAGAGUUAGAACUCUUAAGUCAAAUAGCAUGAAAUAGUAAUGUCACUAGAUGACGCUUUACAAACGCCACUAGUAAAAUUAUUUGUGUGUGCAAAUCAAUUUUCUACUUUAUUAUUUUACCUGUUCAUAGCAAAGCUUUGUAAUGUGGGUAUAUAUUAGACGACGAUAUACAUACAUACUUAUAAAUAAAUACAUACUUAGAUAACAUGCAUAACUCAGGGCAAAUAUUCGCGAUGAACACACAAAUUUGCCCUUACCAGGACUCUUCGUAGGCAGCUAAAAUUUUCCAAAUUGUGAAAUUGAUGGAAACGCCUCCGAUGAAAAUCUCAACUUUUUAAAUGACCAAAAAGUUUCAUGUGACCAUUCUAGAAUUAUAGUUUUAUUGACAACUAUAUAUGUUCAAGACCCUGUAUAUUGUAUAGCAUAGCGUUUUGGCAGCGUCUCUAAAUUGUUUGUGAACGCUAGAGAUGCUAUUUUGAGUUUUACAUUAAUGAGAAGCAUAAUUUAAAAUAAAUAAAAAUAAUGAUGAUAAUAUAA
This is a messenger RNA of Cydia pomonella (codling moth), 4139 nucleotides long. Its product is annotated as putative phosphatidate phosphatase. Lineage: Eukaryota; Metazoa; Arthropoda; Insecta; Lepidoptera; Tortricidae. The record is from RefSeq and is a predicted model, not a curated record. The coding region runs from base 128 to 1048 and encodes 306 amino acids. Gene Ontology annotation, biological process: signal transduction; phospholipid dephosphorylation; phospholipid metabolic process. The transcript has 6 exons. Gene Ontology annotation, molecular function: phosphatidate phosphatase activity.